Cavia porcellus (domestic guinea pig) is the source of this 9437-nucleotide messenger RNA. Its product is annotated as intermembrane lipid transfer protein VPS13C-like. The record is from RefSeq and is a predicted model, not a curated record. NCBI's taxonomy places the organism in Eukaryota, Metazoa, Chordata, Mammalia, Rodentia, Caviidae. Gene Ontology annotation, cellular component: extrinsic component of membrane. Gene Ontology annotation, biological process: mitochondrion organization; protein retention in Golgi apparatus; protein targeting to vacuole.
CAGGAGACUGAAGAACAGGAAGCCCUGGGUGCUGUGGUGCCCUCCGGGUGGUGAAGCCCCGCGGAGGGAGGGCUCCUUCCGCCGUCUCCACGCGCGUUUGUCUCCGGGAGCUUUUAAAUUACUCAAUAGAGUUCUCCCCGCACCCAUCGCCUCGGUCCGGGUACCCGCGUGCCCUGGUUCUGCCCCUCGCGACCGGACCCGCGCACGCGCACAAGCAGGCACGCACGCGGGCACGCAGGUCCCACGCUCGCUCCGAUGGCGGCGCGCCUGCGCGGACGGAACACGCUCCGUGCGGGUUGAGCGGUGCGCCGCCGCAGGGGCAGGGUGCCCGCCCGGGUCGCCGCCUACUUCGUUCCGGCUCCGCGCCAUGGUGCUGGAGUCGGUGGUCGCAGACCUGCUGAACCGCUUCCUGGGGGACUACGUGGAGAACCUUGACAAGUCGCAGCUGAAGCUGGGCAUCUGGGGCGGCAAUGUGGCUUUAGAUAAUCUGCAGAUAAAAGAAAAUGCUCUGAGUGAAUUCGACGUUCCUUUUAAAGUCAAGGCUCGGCAAAUUGGUAAAUUAGCUUUGAAGAUUCCUUGGAAAAACCUUUAUGGAGAAGCAGUUGUUGCGACUCUAGAGGGAUUGUAUCUGCUUGUUGUCCCUGGAGCAAGUAUUAAGUAUGAUUCUGAGAAAGAAGAAAAAUCCUUGCAGGAUGUUAAACAGAAAGAGCUUUCCCGAAUUGAAGAAGCCCUUCAAAAAGCAGCAGAUUAGGGUACACAUUCAGGACAGUUCAUAUAUGGCUUGGAAAACUUGGUUUACAAGGACGUCAAGCCUGGACGUAAGCGUAAAAAGCACAAAAAACAUUUUAAGAAACGUUUUAAAGGUCUUGAUCGCUCAAAAGAUAAGCCUAAGGAAGCAAAAAAGGAUACAUUUUUGGAAAAAUUGGCAACUCAAAUAAUAAAAAAUGUACAAGUGAAAAUCACAGACAUUCACAUUAAAUAUGAAGAUGAUGUCACUGAUCCGGAGCGGCCGCUCUCAUUUGGUGUUACCCUGGGGGAAUUGGACUUGCUUACUACAAAUGAGAAUUGGACUCCAUGCAUAUUAAAUGAAGCAGAAAAAAUUAUAUACAAGCUAAUCCAACUGGAUAGUCUCAGUGCUUGCUGGAAUGUGAACUGCCGUCUGUCCUACUUGGGGUCCCGAGAACAGAUCUUGGAUCAACUUAAAAAUGAAAUUCUUACCAGUAGACAGAGACCUCCAAACCAUCAAUACAUUUUCCAGCCAAUAUCCAGCCAGUUUCCUGCAAAACUCUACAUGAAUCCUCAUGCAGAAGUAGAACUCAAAACUCCCAAAUUAGAUUGGAGCAUAGAAGUGCAGAAUAUUGCCAUUGAGCUGACCAAGCCCCAGUACGUAAGUAUGAUUGACCUUUUGGAAUCGUUGGAUUAUAUGGUUAGAAAUGUACCUUAUAGGAAAUAUAAACCUAAUUUACCACUUCAUACCAAUUGUAGGCAAUGGUGGAAGUAUGCCAUUGAUUCAGUUCUUGAAGUUCAUAUAAGAAGAUGUACACAGAUGUGGUCAUGGUGUAACAUAAAGAAGCAUAGAGAGUUACUCAAGAGUUAUAAAAUCGCUUACAAGAAUAAGCUAACUCAGACUAAACUCUCGGAAGAAAUCCAGAAACAAAUUCAGGACCUGGAGAAGACUUUAGAUGUUUUUAACAUAAUUUUAGCAAGGCAACAAGCACAAGUCGAGGUGAUUCGAUCUGGGCAGAAACUAAGGAAGAAAUCCACUGACACAGGGGAGAAACGGGGAGGCUGGUUUAGUGGGUUUUGGGGUAAGAAGGAGUCUAAGAAAAAAGGUGAAGAAUCAUUGAUUCCUGAAACUAUUGAUGAUCUUAUGACCCCUGAGGAGAAGGACAAACUCUUCACUGCUAUUGGUUACAGCGGGAGCAUGCAUAACUUGACUUUGCCCAAGAAGUAUGUUGCCUAUAUAAUGACCUUGAAGUUGGUAAGCACUUCUAUUGUAAUCAGAGAAAACAAAAAUAUUCCUGAAAUCCUAAAAAUCCAGAUCAUUGGCCUGGGCACCUGUUGGGAGCCUAUGCCAGGAGCGCAAGCCCUUAAGGUAGAAGCAAAGUUAGAACACUGGUAUAUCACAGGUCUGAGACAGCAGGAUACUGUGCCAUCCCUUGUGGCUUCCAUUGGUGACACUGCAUCAUCCUUGCUUAAAAUUGAGUUUGAAACCAAUCCAGAGAACAGCCUUGCUGACCAGACGCUGACCGUCCAGUCCCAGCCCGUGGAGGUCAUCUACGAUGCUAAAACCAUCAAUGCAGUGGUUGAUUUCUUUCAGUCAAAUAGGGGAUUGGAUCUUGAGCAAAUAACAUCAGCCACUUUGAUGAAGCUGGAAGAAAUUAAAGAGAGAACAGCUACUGGACUUACACAUAUAAUUGAGACUCGAAAAGUUCUUGAUUUAAGGAUAAAUCUGAAGCCUUCUUAUCUAAUAGUUCCACAGACAGGCUUCCACCAUGAAAAGUCAAAUCUUCUCAUUUUAGAUUUUGGUACAUUUCAGCUCAACAGUAAAAGUCAAGGUCUACAGAAGACUACCAGUUCAUCUUUGGAAGAAAUAAUGGAUAAAGCAUAUGACAAGUUUGAUGUUGAAAUAAAGAGUGUGCAACUACUCUUUGCAAGAGCAGGGGAAAACUGGAAGAAGUACCGUUUUCAGCACCCGUCCACUAUGCAUAUACUGCAGCCCAUGGAUAUUCAUGUGGAGCUAGCCAAGGCGAUGGUAGAGAAGGACACGAGAAUGGCCAGAUUUAAAGCAUCAGGAGGACUUCCUUUGAUGCAUGUGAGGAUUUCAGACCAGAAGAUGAAAGAUGUGCUGUGUUUGAUUAACAGUAUACCUUUGCCACAGAAAUCAUCAACUCAAUCUCCAGAGAGACAGGUAUCGUCAGUUCCUGUUGCUUCAAGUGGGACAAAAGUUCUCCUUGGUACUUCAUUAUUGCUGAGUGAAAUGGAUUCAGAGUCUGACGAUGAGUAUUUCGACGCUGAAGACGGUGCCUUCCAGGUGCCUAGAGGUGCGCCAGGCUCCGAACCCCGAAAGGCUGCGGAGGUUCCGAACGAGGCCCUCGUUAAUCUUCUGCUCAAGUUUGAAGUUAAAGAAGUAAUUUUGGAAUUUACUAAACAACAGAAAGAAGAAGAUACAAUUCUAGUAUUUAAUGUUACUCAGUUAGGAACAGAGGCCACAGUGAGAACUUUCGACCUAACUGUGGUGUCUAAUUUAAAGAAGAUCAGCUUGGAUUACCAUGAAAUUCAAGGAUCAAGAAAAAAGCCCCUUCACUUGAUUAGCUCUUCUGACAAACCUGGGUCAGAUCUUUUAAAAGUAGAGUAUAUUAAGGCUGAUAAGAGUGGACCUAGUUUUCAAACCACUUUUGAAAAAACUGAACAGACAUUUAAGGUGGCCUUUUCCUCUUUGAACUUGUUGCUGCAAACCCAAGCUCUUCUCUCUUCUAUUAACUACCUGACAACCAUCCUUCCCUCAGAUGGCCUUGGAGUUAAUAUAGAAAAGUCUUGAAUAGAAUUUAUAUUAUCUGAAUUGUAUUGUGAAAUAACUCUUAUUUUCUUUUUAGUGAUUGUAUCCUCUAAAGACAGUGAUGUUACUGGCUUCAGAUUGUUUGCCAAGUUAAAUGCUUUCUGUGUCACCAUUUGCAAUGAGAAGAGCAGUAUUGCUGAAAUCAGGAUACAAGGCCUCGACUCUUCCCUUUCUCUUCAGUCAAGGAAGCAGUCACUUUUUGCCAGACUGGAAAAUAUUAUUGUUACAGAUGUUGAUCCUAAGACAGUUCAUAACAAAGCUGUGUCAAUAAUGGGAAAUGAAGUUUUUCGUUUUAACUUGGAUUUGUACCCAGAUGCGACUGAAGGGGAUUCAUACACUGACAUGUCCAAAGUGGAUGGCGUGGUGUUGCUGAAUGUUGGCUGCAUUCAGAUUGUCUAUCUUCAUAAGUUCCUUGUGUCCCUUUUGAACUUCCUGAACAAUUUCCAGACAGCCAAAGAGGCCCUGAGCGCAGCCACCGCGCAGGCUGCAGAAAAGGCCGCCACCAGUGUGAAAGACCUUGCCCAGCGGAGUUUGCGCUUCUCUGUCAGCAUUAAUUUGAAAGCACCCGUUAUUGUCAUCCCACAGUCUUCUGUUUCCAGCAACGCUGUUGUGGUGGACCUUGGUUUGAUCAGAGUUCAGAACCAGUUCAGUCUUGUGUCUGGGGAAGGGUCUGUAAAUCCUCCUGUGAUCGAUAGAAUGGAUGUGCAGCUCACGGACCUGAAGCUGUCCAGGACAGUGAUCCAACCAGGCACCUCCCAGCCUGAUAUUCAGCUGUUGCACCCAAUUAACUUUGAGUUUUUUGUAAAUCGAAAUCUACCUGCAAAUUGGUAUCAUAAGGUACCUGUUGUGGAAAUUAAAGGACAUCUUGAUACAAUGACUGUUUGUCUAAAUCAAGAAGAUCUUAAUGUUUUGUUUAGAAUACUGUCGGAAAAUCUUGGUGAAACUCCUGAAGAGUUAGAUAAAGUGAAACCAAGAGUACCAGAGACAGGUGAAAUCAAAGAUGCCCCUGAAAUUUCUACAUCACAGAGAUUACAAGCUUCAAAAGAUGCUUCAAGAGCUGAAAGAGAAGAAAUUAGAUCUGUAAACAUUGUUAAUGUACUGCUGAAUUUUGAAAUUAAAGAGGUUAUGGUGAUGCUGAUGAAAAAGGCGGAAAAGAGUGGGAGGCCAGUGCACGAGCUCAGUGUCCUGCAGCUUGGAGUGGAAGCUAGAGUUCAAGCUUAUGCCGUGACUGCUGAAGCUUAUCUCCAGCAAGUCAGCAUGCGGUGCCUGGAUUUCACUGAUGCAGAAGGAGGCCCUCUGCACAUCGUGCGCUCCUCUUGUGUGACUAAGGAGCCGCUCCUGAAGUUGGCCUUGACCAAGGCAGACAGUGAUGGACCGGAAUUUAAAACUGUUCAUGACAAUACCAAACAGAGACUAAAGGUUUCAUUUUCAUCCUUAGACAUAUUACUUCAUUUAGAAGCUUUACUUUCCCUUAUGGAUUUUUUGUCAUCGGCUGUUCCAUCCUCUGAGUCGUCUUCUAGGAAGGAAUCUGAGCUAAAACCACUUGUAGGGGAGUCCAGAAGUAUUGCCAUCAAAGCUGUAUCUGGCACCAUUUCUAAAGAGGAUAUGUUCGAUUUAAAGGUUACAGCUGAAUUAGAUGCUAUUAGUUGUUCUGUAGCUGAUGUUAAAAUACAUGGAAUGGACGCCUCUGUUUCUGUGAAGCCAAAACAGACUGAUAUGUUUGCCAGACUUCAUCAGAAUAUCAUAGUAACAAAUGUUGAUUUGAAGUCCAUUCACAAAAAGGCUGUCUCCAUCUUGGGAGAGGAAGUCUUCCGGUUCCAGAUGACUCUGUAUCCAGACGCCACAGAAGGAGAAGCCUAUGCCGACGUGUCUAAAGUGGAUGGCAGACUUAGUCUCAAAGUGGGCUGUAUUCAGAUCGUUUACGUUCAUAAAUUCUUCGUGUCUUUGUUGAAUUUCCUCAACAACUUCCAAGCUGCCAAGGAAGCUUUGAGCACGGCUACCAUGCAGGCUGCAGAGAGAGCUGCUUCUAGUGUGAGGGACUUGGCCCAGAAGAGCUUCCGCCUUGCGAUGGAUGUGGACCUGAAAGCACCGGUUAUUAUUAUCCCUCAGUCUUCAGUGUCGUCUAACGCUGUGGUGGCAGAUCUCGGCUUAAUCAGCGUGGAAAACAGCUUUAGUUUGCUUCCUGCAGAACGUUACCCUUUCCCUCCAGUCAUUGAUAAAAUGAAGGUCCAACUCACUCAAUUGAAGCUGUCCAGAACUAUCUUGCAAGCUGACUUGCCACAGGAUGACAUUGAAAUCUUAAAACCAGUAAACAUGCUUUUGUCUAUACAACGAAACUUAUCAGCAACUUGGUACAUGGAAAUUCCCGGGAUCGAGAUAAAAGGAAAGUUAAAACCUAUGCAGGUUGCUCUCAGUGAAGAUGACCUAACAGUUCUAAUGAAAAUUUUGCUGGAAAAUCUUGGGGAAGCUUCUCCACAGCCAAGCCCUGCACUGUCUGCUCAGGAGGCUGUGAGAGUGAGGAAAGAUAUUCCAAGUGGACCAGACUACCUGAGAGAACAAGAAGAUUUGACAGACCUAAAGCCUUCUUUGGACCAGACCGUCACACUCCAAUUUGACUUUCAUUUUGAAUCUCUGUCCAUUAUCCUUUAUAACAGUGACAUCAGUCAGGAGUCCAAACUUGCAUUUUGUAAUGAUAGUUUUCGUCUCAGUGAGCUCAGACUGUACCUGAUGGCCUCUGCAGGGAAGAUGUUCAAGGAUGGCUCAGUGAAUGUCAGCCUUAAGCUGAAGACAUGCACCCUUGAUGACCUCAGAUAAGGCAUCGAGAGAGCCACGUCCAGAAUGAUUGACAGAAAGAAUGACCAAGAUAGCAGCAGUUCUAUGAUUGAUAUUCAUUACAAACAAGACAAAAACACAAGUCUAAUUGAUGCUGUUCUUGACAAGCUGUAUGUGUGUGCCAGCGUGGAGUUUUUGAUGACUGUGGCAGAUUUCUUCAUCAAAGCUGUGCCUCAGAGCCCAGAAAAUACGGCGAAGGAAAUACAAAUGCCAUCAAGACACAUUACCAUGGGGAAAGUCAAGACAGAAAAAGAUGAUUCUGCAAGAUGAAACAUGACCUUGAAGGCCAAGAUCACAGACCCGGAAGUGGUGUUUGUGGCCAGCCUGAGCAGGGCGGACGCUCCUGCGCUGUCGGCCUCCUUCCAGUGUAAGCUCUGUGUGUCCGCAUCUGGGCUGGAGCAGGUGACGGAGGCAUCCAUCAAAGACCUGAGAGUGCUCGCUUGUCCUUUCCUCAGAGAGAAGAGGGGGCAAACCAUCACCACAGUCUUGCAGCCAUGCUCUUUAUCUAUGGAAAAAUGUACCUGGGCCUCAGGAAAACAGAAUAUCAAUAUUAUGGUUAAAGAAUUUAUAAUUAAGAUUUCACCCAUCAUUCUGAAUACUGUGAUGACAAUAAUGGCUGCCAUGUCUCCAAAGACGAAAGAGGAUGAAUCGAGAGACACAUCUAAGGAAAUGGAAAGUCUCUGGGAUAUCAAGUCUAUUGAUGAUUAUGAUUCUUGGUUUCUUGGUGUUGACAUGGCAACCGAAGCAACAGAAAGUUUCAGAGCGAUGGAUCAUCCACUGAUAGAGGAAAACUGUGCUGUUGCUGUGGAAUCGGUCCAAGUCACUCUAGAAUGUGGCCUUGGGCACCGAACUGUGCCUUUACUAUUGGCAGAGUCCAAGUUUUCAGGAAAUAUUAAGAAUUGGACUUCCCUGUUGGCUGCUACUGCUGAUGUGACACUGCAGGUUCACUAUUACAAUGAGAUUCAUGCUGUGUGGGAGCCAUUGAUCGAGCGAAUAGAGGGGAAGAAACAAUGGAACUUAAAGCUUGAUGUAAAGAAGAACCCGAUCCAGGAUAAAAGUUUGAUACCAGGAGAUGAUUUUAUUCCUGAGCCCAAAAUGGCAAUUUAUAUUUCUUCAGCAGACACAAUGAAUAUAACAAUAUCCAAAACGUGUCUCAAUGUUUUCAGCAAUUUAGCAAAAGGUUUUUCGGAGGGCACUGCUUCUACUUUUGAUUACUCUUUAAAAGACAGAGCUCCGUUUACGGUCAGAAAUGCUGUAGGUGUUCCCAUGAAGGUGCAGCUCAGUCGUAACCUGAGAGUGAUGGGCUCCCCAGGGAAGAGCGAUGUCUAUGGUGUGGAUGCCGGUCAGCAUCUGGAACUGGAGUAUGCCAGCACGGAACCUUCCUCUCAAGGGAAGCUGUCUGUGCUGAGCCGUCAGGAGAGUUCCUUCUUCACGCUGACUUUCGUACCACAUGGAUACACAGAGGUUGCCAAUGUCCCUGUUGCCCGACCUGGAUGGCGGUUGUACAAUGUGUGGAAUCCCCAUGCCAAUUACUCAGACUCCGUCUUGGUACAGAUUGAUGCCACCGAAGGGAAUAAAGUCAUCACCCUCCGCUCUGCGCUGCAGAUUAAAAACCACUUCUCUGUUCCAUUUAUUAUCUAUAAACUGGUUAAGAAUGUUAAACUUCUGGAGCACAUUGGAACAGUCAGCCCCGAAGAGGAGUUCCAUGUCCCUUUAGAUUCGUAUAGAUCUCAGUUGUUUAUCCAGCCGGCUGGGGACUUAGAGCAUCAGUACAAGGAGUCGACCACCUACAUCCCCUGAAAGGAGGAGCUGCACAGGAGCAGUUCCGUAACAGGCAGGCUGCAGUGUCCGGCGGUGCAGCGCAGCUUCCUGCCGCUAGUUGUGAACACGGUUGCCGAGCCUGACGAGUUGAGCCACAUCAGCGCACACGGGGAGGAUUGGAACCCGGUGUACAUCAUUCACCUCUACCCUUCUCUCACACUGCAGAAUCUGCUCCCCUAUUCCCUAAGAUACUUACUGGAGGGAACAGCAGAUACUCAUGAGCUGGCAGAAGGCAGUACAGCAGACGUCCUGCAUUCCCGAAUCAGUGGAGAAGUCAUGGAAUUAGUUCUGGUCAGAUACCUGGGCAGAGACUGGACCGGUCAUUUCCGCAUAUGUGACACGCUUCCCGAGUUCUUUCUCGUGUGUUUUACGUCUAACUCCAAAGAAGCAGUGACAGUUGACCUGUCGGUGCACGUCAGGCGAGUUGGCAACCGCAUGGUGCUCUCUGUCUUUAGUCCCUACUGGUUAAUCAACAAGACUUCUCGGGUCCUCCAGUACCGCGCAGAAGACACUCACGUGAAGCACCCAGCUGACUUCAGGGACAUCAUUUUAUUCUCUUUCAAGAAGAAGAACAUUUUUAGUAAAAACAAGGCACGUCGCAGGCGGUCGCGCGUAGUAAGACGUCACUUCCUCCCGGAAGACGCUCCGGGAGACCCGCUCGAGAUUCCUGUCACUUCUCAGAGCUUGCCCACCGGGAACAUGGCCCUGCCGCCCUUCUUCUCCCCGGCCCGCCCCGGCCCGCCCUGCCCCGCUGCCCCCUCAGCCGCCGCCUCCUGCUCCUUUCGGCUGCCCGCCACCGCCACUACCCUCCCCGGCUUUCCUGCCGCCCCUUCCCCAGCGGCCCGGCCAUUAUCCGGGGACCUCCGCCCCCUUCCUUCAGCCUUCGCUGGGUCUGCAACCCCGGGUCCCCGCGGAAGGCUCCCGCCGCGGCGGUGGCGGUGGCAGUGGUGGCGGUUUCUACUCGGUGCCGCCCCCGCCGCUGCCUCCGCCGCCACCCCAGUACCGGCCCUUCCUGGGGACCGACGCCGGCGAGAGGCCGCGGCCGCCGCCUCCAGGCCCGGGGCCGCCCUGGAGCCCGCGCUGGGCAGAGGUGCUGCCGCCUGCUGAUGAGCUCGGGGACGCGGCUGACUUGUUCCAAGCAUACAGCUCAGAAAUGGCUAACGUUGGCUUUGGUUCCACAUCUGGGGCUUAAAACUCGUCACACGGUUGAGGAUUAUUUGUAAAA